Ectocarpus sp. CCAP 1310/34 is the source of this 1008-nucleotide messenger RNA. The record is from the annotation of a GenBank genome assembly. NCBI's taxonomy places the organism in Eukaryota, Phaeophyceae, Ectocarpales, Ectocarpaceae.
AUGCUCUCGGUGUUACUUCACGUGGCGGAAGAGCUAGAGACGAGGGUGGUGCGAGAACUGCUGUUCGAGCGCGCGGAGGAGGCCCGCGCUGCGCGCCAAGAGGCGGAGGACUUCCUGUUCGACGAGGAGGUUUUUCUGAGGCUCCCCGCUGGGUGCGGGGACAAAUCGCACAAGGUUGUCAACGCUGAGCGUGCGAUAUAUGGCCUGAAGCAGAGCGGUAGGCAGUGGGGGUACCACGCUGCUGAUACGCUAGUCGAGAACGGGUUCGAGCAGUGCAAGGCGGACACGUGUGUUUUCCGCAAGAUGGCAGACGAAGUCGUGGUGAUGAUUAUCGUGAUUUACGUGGAUGACAUUUUGGUGGCUGGGUCUGACGAGGAUUGCGAGGAGUUGCUUGCUUCUCUCAACAAGAAGUUCCCCACCAAAAAUCUGGGAGAAUGCGAAUGGUUUGACGGGUGUGCUAUCGAGAGAGGUGUAGAGGCUGGGACUCUUAGAAUCUCGCAAACCGCGUACAUCGACAGCAUGGUGAAACGCUUUGAAGCACAAUCGACCUCCCUCAUCCCUGCUUCCCCUGGUGUCGACCUAGGACCGAAGCGAGAUGACGAAAACGGAGGGGAGUGGCCGGUGAGGGAGGCCAUCGGCAGCAUGAUGUGGGUGUCGACGUUCUCGCGUCCAGACGUCUCGUUCGCCGUGCGUGCGGUAGCGCACCACGCCCACGCCCCGGCGAAGAGGCACUGGGAUGCCAUCCAGAAGAUCCUCGGCUACCUGAAAGGGACGAGGGACCUCGGCAUCACCUACCAACGGGGAUCGGGGUUAGGGCUUACCGUGUACGUAGACGCCAGCUACGCCAACACGGACGAUAGGCGUUCGGUGUCAGGGUUGGCGACGACGGUCGGAGGUACCGUAAUCAGCCAUGGUAGCAAGACACAGAGCAUCGUGUCUUUGUCUUCGACGGAAGCCGAAUACUGGGCACUGCCCGAGGGCUGCGAAGGUGCGAAUGGGUGCCCAUAG